AGGGAGCAGAUAGUAUCUGGCCGUGUCCCGGGCAGAAUCCCUCCUGGCACAAGAGUUUGCUGUGGAUGUGGCCAGUUGACACGGAGGCUUCACUCAGAACCAUUCUAACUCAGCCAGGCACAUAUUUUUCCAGGCUUGUGAGCAGAGGGGCAUUAACACUAUUCAGAGCCCGGCGUUUGAGACUGUAUGAUCUAAGAGAGAGUGAAUGGUGAUUAUAUAGCUUUUUGUUUGAAUGAGCCAGAGGGGAAGGGGGCAGCAGAAAAACACUUUAGAUCAUAACUGGAGAUGGAUCAGCGGGUAGCUGGGUAGUUAGCUGACAUAAGGUUUACGGAUGGGGAAUAAAUACAGGGCCACAGCAGAACGUGCAGCUGAUCUGCUAUCAUCUCAAGCUGCUUCGCUGAGACAAAAUGGAAAUUUCUAUCCAACAUCCCUGGCACCGCCGACUCUGGUUCCCAGGCAACUGCCCAUAUCGAAUUAAUGACCAGUAUUUCGGAGAGCACAUACCUUACAGUGAUCUUUUUUCACCUUUCAACACGUUUUACUAUCGACCUUAUUUCUGGCGGUUUCCAAACUGCUGGGACAGUGGCAUGUCAGAGAUGAGAAUGGAUAGAGAUCGGUUUGUAAUCAACCUGGAUGUGAAGCACUUCUCUCCAGAUGAACUGAUGGUCAAGAUCAAUGAUGAUUUUAUUGAGAUUCAUGGGAAACAUGAUGAACGACAGGACGAGCAUGGCAAUGUAGCAAGGGAGUUUUACAGGAAGUACAAGAUCCCGGCCGGUGUAGAUCCAGGUGCCAUCACUGCUUCUCUGUCCUCUGAUGGUGUGCUGACCAUCUGCACACCACGCCACCUGCUGGACAUCCCUGAGCGCAACAUCUCCAUCACCUGUGGAGAGAAGCCACCAGCGCAGAAGUAAACCUGUCCACAGCUGCACAUCUGCCUUUGUUCCAAAAAAAAAAAAACACCAUUAAAUCAUCUACUGUAUUAAGACCAUGUGCUUUAAUGUAACACAGUAGAGCCAAACAAAGUUAUAUAACCAGAAAUAAACCUGUCCGUUGUGAACAAUACAGUACCUUGCAAAACGCACGGUAAUUCAGUGUUUUAAGUCAGUGAACGCAAGCUAUCAUUGGAGUUGGGUUUGGUUUGAUAUAUUUCUGGCCUACAGUUGGACAUUGUAUGUAAUUAUGUGGCUGACUUGGAUUAUGUUUGUAACUUUGGUUUUGUGAGGAAGCAGUAUUGAUGUGGGAUGUUGUGCAGCACUGGCCUCUGUUUUUGACUUAAAUAAAUCCCCAGAUCAAAAUACUGAUAAA
Molecule: messenger RNA, 1305 nt
Organism: Carassius auratus (goldfish)
Lineage: Eukaryota; Metazoa; Chordata; Actinopteri; Cypriniformes; Cyprinidae
Product: alpha-crystallin B chain-like
Exons: 3
Coding region: 408-911 (167 amino acids)
Biological process (GO): response to heat; protein refolding; negative regulation of apoptotic process
Cellular component (GO): nucleus; cytoplasm
Molecular function (GO): structural constituent of eye lens
Source: RefSeq, a predicted model, not a curated record